AGCUCGUAAAAAAGGUUUCACUUCCGGGUUCAUGGCUACACAUCUUCACGCGUGUCCAAACAGAAAACACGUUGGCGUUUUAAUAUAAACUGUUGGAAUUUAUGUCGCGUAUUGUUUACUCCCGGACUCUAAAAUCUGGAGAACGUUUUCAGGAAGACCAAUAACGUGACAGGUCGGUCUACAAGCGGCAGCGAGUACGUGUGUUUGUUGUUUAGUCAUUAGCCAGUUAGCAUUGCUAAGUAGCUCGUGACCAUGGCGCUGUACACCAAAGCAGCUGAGAUCCUAGGAAAAGUGGAGACGCAGCAGGGCGCUGUCAGAACUUUAGUAUACGACAGUAAAUUCCGCAACAUCAAGCAGCUCUACGCUCUGGUUUGCGAGACCCAGAAGUUCUCACCCAUCCUGCAGGAGAUCAUAGAGUCCACCAAGCUGUUGAAGCACACCAAGCUGAAGAUGGACCUAGCUAAGGUGCUUGUCUUCGAUCUGCUCAUGGGCCAGGGCCUUAAGUGUGGCGGCUCCUGGAAGACUCUUCUAAUGAAGCAUCGCUCCAGGCUUCAGGCGGAGCUGGCCCGCAUGAAAGUAAAGCAGAAGGUCAGCAGGAAUGAGGAUUUGCUCCCCAGCAGUGUCAAGGAGCCGGCUGGGGAUCUUCUGCCAAGAUAUGUGCGUGUCAACACCCUGAAGACCACAGUGGAGGAUACUGUGGACUACCUCAAGAGAGAUGGUUUCUCCUACUUGGGGGAGGCGUCUAAACUGGAUGAUCUCACCUUGAAAGCUAGAGAAUUUGUGAAGGACCUCCAUUUGUCUGAGCUGCUGGUCUUCCCGCCUAAGACGGACUUCCAUGAUCACUUCCUGUACAAGGCAGGACACAUUAUCCUCCAGGAUAAAGCAAGCUGCCUGCCCGCUUUUGUCCUCAACGUUCCGCCUGGGAGUCAUGUCAUUGAUGCCUGCGCCGCACCCGGGAACAAGACCAGCCACCUGGCCGCCAUCAUGAAAAACAGAGGCAAGCUGUUUGCCUUCGACUUGGACGCCAAGCGUCUGGCCACCAUGUCCACCUUACUUCUCCGAGCGGGGGUCACCUGUCAGCAUCUGGCCCACCAGGACUUCCUGAAGGUGGACCCUCAUGCUAAGAUGUAUGAGGACGUGGAGUACAUUUUGCUUGAUCCCUCCUGCAGUGGAUCAGGUAUGGUAUGCCUCCAAGAUGGUGGCUCCUCACCUUUGGCAGACGCGUCACGCCUGUCUUCGCUGGCAUCCUUCCAGUUGCGUUGUCUCAACCACGGCCUCAGCUUCCCUCGCCUGAAGCGCCUGGUCUACUCCACCUGCUCGGUCCACCGCGAGGAGAACGAGGAAGUCGUAGCGGCGUGUCUGCAGAAGAACCCCGCCUUCAGGCUGAUUCCUCUGCUAUCUCAAUGGCCUGAACGAGGCCUGCAGCCCCUCACUCAGUGUCUGCGUGCCAGCAUCACGAAGACGCGCACACACGGGUUCUUUGUUGCCAUGCUGGAGCGACGCCACACGGAAGACAUGACAACCACGCCACAACCACUGGUCCACAUAAGAGAUACGGCAAUGUCGGCGCCCAGUCCACCCGAAGCCGCUCUUCCCGAAGCUUCUUCAGACAGUGAAGCGGCGCCUGCACCAGCCAACAAGAAGACAAGGAAAAGGAAACGGAAUAAGAAGAAAAACGUCACAGUGACUGAAACAUCGGCACAAUAAGACUUCUUCGUAACUCCUCCUCACCUUCAUAGUAGUGGUCUUCCACUGUAAUGAUACGCCCCCUAGUGGCCCUGGCAUUGUCGAUGAUGGUCUUGGAGUCCAAGGGUUUAAUGGUGAACGGGUCGAUCACACGGAUGUUAAUUCUCUCUGUGGGAUGCAGACAAGAUGAUUCGGAGAGACUGUCGUCACAUUACACAUUUCAAAACAUUUAUUUUGCACCUUUCUUCAGCUGUUCGGCGGCUGCCAGUGCCUCAUGGAGGGUCACGCCGGCACCGAUCACGGUCACAUGGUCGUCAUUGGUUUUGUACACAACCUGUAAUGAACAUAAAAUAUCUUAAUUAUGGAGGACAAACACUUCCAAAACAUGGCGGUGAAGGACUAAACCGCUACCAACCUUAGCCUGUCCAACAUGGAAGUCCUCAUUGCAGUUGUAGAUGAUGUUGUUCUCUGGGCGGCUUGUUCGGAUGAAACACAAACCCUGGAACAACGGCACAGAUUGUAAGCUAGCUCUCGUAUUAUAAUGCACAGAAAAGGGAAAUAAGCUAGCUCUCGUAUUAUAAUGCACAGAAAAGGGAAAUAAGCUAGCUCUCGUAUUAUAAUGCACAGAAAAGGGAAAGAAAUAUGUUCAUGUUUCACAUCAGGAUUGUGAAUUCAUUCAUUUUUACUGCUUAUCCUUACGAGGGUUGCGGGCGUGCUGGAGCCUAUCACAGCUGUGAAUGAUGGAACCUAUCCCAGCUGUGAAUGAUCGGCAAAAUUCCCGAAAAGUAAACUCCCCCUUUAAGAUGCAGCUACUGCUAAUUUAAAAAAACUACAUUGCCUUCUGCCGCAGUUGUUUUUGAGUUAAUGCUAAUUAACUUGAUGAUUAAUUGUUAAUUGUUUUUGGCGCCACUCUUGCUGCUGUACUCUUGCUGCUGUGCAAUACAAAUUUCCCCACUGAGAGAUGAAUAAAGGCAUAUCUUAAUCUUAAUUAUGAGGGUUGCGGGCGUGCUGGAGCCUAUCACAGCUGUGAAUGAUGGAGCCUAUCCCAGCUGUGAAUGAUCGGCAAAAUUCCCGAAAAGUACACUCCCCCUUUAAGAUGCAGCUACUGCUAAUAAAAAAAAAACUACAUUUCCUUCUGCCACAGUUGUUUUUGAGUUAAUGCUAAUUAACUUGAUGAUUACGAGGGUUGCGGGUGUGCUCGAGCCUAUCCCAGCUGUGAAUGAUGGAGCCUAUCCUAGCUGUGAAUGAUGAGCAAAAUUCCCGAAAAGUACACUCCCCCUUUAAGAUGCAGCUACUGCUAAUUAAAAAAAAAAACUACAUUGCCUUCUGCCACUGUUGUUUUUGAGUUAAUGGUAAUUAACUUGACGAUUACGAGGGUUGCGGGUGUGCUGGAGCCUAUCCCACCUGUGAAUGAUGAGCAAAAUUCCCAAAAAGUACACUCCCCCUUUAAGAUGCAGCUACUGCUAAUUAAAAAAAAAAACUACAUUGCCUUCUGCCACAGUUGUUUUUGAGUUAAUGCUAAUUAACUUGACGAUUACGAGGGUUGCGGGUGUGCUGGAGCCUAUCCCAGCUGUGAAUGAUGGAGCCUAUCCCAGCUGUGAAUUAUGGGCAAAAUUCCUGAAAAGUACACCCCCCCCCUUUUAAGAUGCAGCUACUGCUAAUUAAAAAAAAAACUACAUUUCCUUCUGCCACAGUUGUUUUUGAGUUAAUGCUAAUUAACUUGAUGAUUACGAGGGUUGCGGGCGUGCUGGAGCCUAUCCCAGCUGUGAAUGAUGGAGCCUAUCCCAGCUGUGAAUGAUGAGCAAAAUUCCCGAAAAGUACACUCCCCCUUUAAGAUGCAGCUACUGCUAAUUUAAAAAAAAACUACAUUUCCUUCUGCCACAGUUGUUUUUGAGUUAAUGCUAAUUAACUUGAUGAUUAAUUGACUAAAGGCAUUAAUUCCAGUCUAUUAAAAUGGGUAGAAUACACAAACUGGACCCUCCCAUGCCAUUGUUCCCACCAAGCGAGUCCAGUUUGCGUUGGUGUUGUUACCUUGGUGUUAGCCGCUAGCUCCACAGCCUUCUCAGUAGACACGCCGUCGCUCGGGUAGAAAAUGGUGGCACCCGGGAUGGCUCUGAACAUAGCCAUGUCCUCCAGGCCCAUCUGAGAGGGGCCGUCCUCUCCUACGAAUACAUUCACACAUUUCUAUACAUGAUGUGUCAACAUGUUGGUAGACCAGCAUGCAUUCAGGCGUUGGCCAUGCAGUAUA
Doryrhamphus excisus (bluestripe pipefish) is the source of this 3934-nucleotide messenger RNA. Lineage: Eukaryota; Metazoa; Chordata; Actinopteri; Syngnathiformes; Syngnathidae. The record is from RefSeq and is a predicted model, not a curated record.